UUUAACGGCGGCUCUUUCCUUUCUCCGUGCCUGCCGUUUCCCCGUCCGGCUCUGCCCCGUUUGCUCGCCUGGGACUGUCGAGUCAGUCGCCGAUCUCUCAGCUUCGGGGACUCCUUCGCGAUGCGCAGCGGGCCGCUUUUCUUCUUGGCGCUGUCUCUGUGGCUCACCAAUGCCUGGUCGGCCAGCCGAGUCCCUUACCAACAGAUCUUGCAGCACAGCCGGAUCCGGGGCAGGCAUCAAGGCCCCAAUGUAUGUGCUGUGCUGAAACUCAUUGGAACCAACAAGAAAUACUUGCCAAGUUGCAAACUGUGGUACCAGAAGAAAAUAUGUGGAAAAUCAACAGUGGUUGCUUAUGAAUGUUGUCCUGGAUAUGAAGAAGUUCCUGGAGAAAAAGGCUGCCCAGCUGCUUUGCCACUUGUCAAUCUUUAUGAGACACUUGGAGUUGUUGGAGCCACCACCACUCAGCUCUAUUCUGCCAGCUCUAACCUGAGUGCUGAAAUCACAGGCCCCGGCAGCUACACAAUCUUUGCCCCCACCAAUGAAGCCUGGGCAUCCCUGCCUGCUGAAGUGUUGGAUUCUUUGGUGAGCAAUGUCAAUAUUGAGUUGCUAAAUGCUCUGCGAUAUCACAUGGUGAAUAAACGAGUCCUAACUGAUGAGCUAAAACACGGGCUUUCUCUCCCUUCAAUGUAUCAGAAUAUUGACAUCAAGAUUCAUCAUUACCCAAAUGGAAUUGUGACUGUGAACUGUGCUAGAUUGCUGAAAGCUGACCAUCAUGCUACCAAUGGAGUAGUCCAUCUGAUAGACAAAGUCAUUUCUACAACUUCCAACAGUAUCCUGCAAGUUGUAGAGAUUGAAGAAAGUCUUGAAACUCUUAGGACUGCUGUGGCAGCAGCUGGUCUCAAUAAUCUUUUAGACGGGGAAGGUCAAUUUACCUUAUUAGCACCAACCAAUGAAGCUUUCGAGAAGAUUCCUAAAGAAAUGUUAAACAGGAUCCUGGGAGACCCAGGAGCUCUGAAAGCACUGCUGAACAACCACAUCUUAAAAACAGCUAUGUGCGCUGAAGCUAUUAUUGCCGGUUUAUCCAUGGAAACUCUAGAGGGUCAUAUGUUGGAAGUAAGCUGUGUUGGCAACCAGCUGAUUCUCAAUGGAAAGUCCAUCAUUGCUGACAAGGAUGUAAUGGCCACAAAUGGAGUGAUACACAUGAUCAAUGAACUUCUCAUCCCAGACUCUGCUAAAACUCUGCUGGAGUUGGGAAAGGAAUCCGAUGUUUCAACAUCUAUUGACCUUUUUAGACAAGCUGGUCUCGGUUCACAUCUUACUGGGAAUGAGCGUUUGACAGUCCUGGCUCCCAUCAAUUCUUUCUACAAAGAUCACAGUCCUUCAGCAAACAGAAAUUUGCUUCAAAAUCAUAUAAUCAAAGAGCAGCUUUCUUCUAAAUAUCUUUUCCAUGGACAGAAGCUAGAAACUUUGGGUGGAAAAGAAUUGAGAGUAUUUGUAUACCGCAAUAAUCUCUGCAUAGAAAAUGCCUGCAUUGCUGCUCAUGACAAGAGAGGAAGAUUUGGUACCUUGUUUGCUAUGGACAAGCUGCUAAGUCCCCCUAUGGGAACUGUUAUGGAUAUACUCAAAGCAGAUGAUCGCUUCAGUACCCUGGUGGCUGCCAUCCAAUCUGCAGGCCUAACUGAAACACUGAAUAGGCCAAGAUCCUUCACAGUGUUUGCACCGACAAAUGAAGCUUUUCAAGCCAUGCCUCAGAGGGAGCUAAACAGACUUAUGGGUAAUGCAAAAGAACUUGCCAACAUCCUUAAGUACCACAUUGGGGAUGAAAUUUUAGUGAGCGGAGCAGUUGGUGCUGUUGUAAGAAUCAAGUCUCUGCAGGGUGAUAAACUGGAAGUCAGCUCUAGAAACCACGUAAUAAACAUCAACAGGAUUCCUGUUGCCGAAGCUGAUAUUAUGGCCACCAAUGGUGUGAUUUAUGCAGUCAAUAGUAUCUUACAACCCCCAGCUUCUAAGCAUAAUGAAAGAAGCGAUGAUCCUGCAGAUCCUUCUCUGGAAAUCUUCAAGCAUGCUUCUGCAUUAUCCAAGAUUUCGCUAAGGGAUGCUCGGCUCGCUCCUGUGUAUUCCAGAUUAUUAGCCAGGAUGAAACAUUAAAGUGAACAGCAAUCUACAUGUCAAGCACAGUCAAGGAUUCAGUUGAUUUUUACUGUGGAAAGCAAAGCCUAAAUUUAAUCAAAACAAAACACCGCCAUGUAGGUGGAAUGUAUGCAAAGGUGAUCUUCUUUUUGAAGUGAAAUAAAGAAAAUAAAAGCCAUAUAGCCAGACACAGCCAUCACUUUAUAAGAUUACUUUGUCCUAAUAGUAGGAUAAUUUAGCAACUAUCUAUUCCAAAAUUAUUUAAGUCAUAUGAGCUUAAGCAAAGAAAAACCCCUAGUAUUGUAGGUGUAUCAAGAAAGAGAACCGGGUGUCAUAUGCUUAGCUCACCCAUUAAACAGUUUAGUCCAAUGGCUUCUACUUCACUGGACAAAAGUUGCCCUAGUUCUCAAAGGAACAGCUUUCCUGUAUCUUCUGAUGGAAUUUGUUAGCUAGUGUCAGUGCCUUAGAUCUUAUGUAUAUAACCUUGCUCUCUUCCAUUGAAUAGGUUUCUUCCAUAAAUUAUUUUUUUAAUGAUUUAUUUGGACUUUAGCUGCAGUAAAUGAAGACAUUGAGCACUCUUAGUCUAAAUAAUUCUCAGGUUGGCUUCCAUUUUGUUUGUCUAUAUUCUGUCUGUAGACCAAAUUGCAAUCCCUUAAACUAUAUUUUCAUUUUCACUGCUAAAACAAUUGCUAGAGAUCAAGAGCCUAAACUAUUUUUAUAUUCUCAAGUCCAAUGGGAUGGUCAAUUUUUUGUAAGGUUCAAACAAUAAGAUUUUGCUUCUAUAUGGUUUUGUCAAGGAAUAUUUUUGGAUAGAGUCAGAGAGCCUUCAUGUACAUUUACUGUAUACUGGCAGAAUCAUUACUUUCUCUUUACAUAUUAGGAAUUUUUAAAUUGUAAUGCUCUUUUUAAAAUUGCACUCUUUUUU
Messenger RNA from Pseudonaja textilis, 3055 nucleotides. It is a transcript of the gene TGFBI, whose product is annotated as transforming growth factor beta induced. Gene Ontology annotation, biological process: extracellular matrix organization; cell adhesion. Lineage: Eukaryota; Metazoa; Chordata; Lepidosauria; Squamata; Elapidae. Gene Ontology annotation, molecular function: cell adhesion molecule binding. Gene Ontology annotation, cellular component: extracellular matrix. The record is from RefSeq and is a predicted model, not a curated record.